Messenger RNA from Nicotiana tabacum (common tobacco), 624 nucleotides. Lineage: Eukaryota; Viridiplantae; Streptophyta; Magnoliopsida; Solanales; Solanaceae. The record is from RefSeq and is a predicted model, not a curated record.
AUGCAGAACCAGAAGAUCACACAUCCAGUGAGACAUAUGUGUUUGGUAGCAACUAAGGAGUCACAGACAAUAAAUGAGGCACUUAGCUCACCAAAAUGGCUUGCAUUUAUGCAAGAGGAAAUAAAUUCACUUCACCAAAAUAAGGCCUGGACACUAGUGCCCAAGGCACCUGGUAUGAACAUAGUUGGCUCUAGGUGGGUACUCAAAACCAAGUUAAAGGCUAAUGGAUCCAUCGACGGGUACAAGGCAAGACUAGUUGCCAAAGAGUAUUCACCGCUUGAAGGAGUAGACUUUGAAGAAACCUCCAGUCCAGUUGUUAAAAGUAAGUAUGCUGCAGAAUUACUUGCCAAGACUAGCAAGGCACUUGCUAAACCAAUAUGCACACCUCUAUCACAUAAGUAUGGUCUACAAGAAGUUGUGGAUGAUCCAAUGGAUGCUUUACUAUACAGGAGUAUUGUUGGCAGUCUGUGGUACUUAACUCUCAUAAGGCCAUACAUAGCGCAUGUAGUGAAUUUGGAAACUCAAUUCAUGCAAAGUCCAAACAACACUUAUUACCAAGCUGUAAAAAGGAACCUUAGAUCUGUGAAGGGCACAAUUGAGUUUGGUCUAAUGAUCUUCUCUUAG